AUGCCACUGCUUCGUAAGAUCGAAGCAGGACUCAUCGCAAGUGGAGUCAGAGCCGCAAUCAGAAACCCAACCGAUUUUGCCAUGGUCCGAAUGCAAGCCGACGGGAGAUUACCAGCAUCUCAGCGGAGAAACUACAAAUCAGUGGUCGAUGCCAUUACAAGAAUGGCAAAGCAAGAAGGUAUAACCAGUCUUUGGCGCGGUUCAUCUCUUACCGUAAACAGGGCUAUGCUGGUUACAGCUUCACAGCUGGCAUCUUACGACCAGUUCAAGGAGAUUAUUCUCGAGAAAAGAGUGAUGAAAGACGGGCUUGGAACCCACGUGACAGCGAGUUUCACGGCAGGAUUUGUGGCGGAGGUUGUGACUAAUCCAGUUGAUGUGAUUAAAACAAGGGUGAUGAACAUGAGGGUGGAACCUGGUAAGGAACCACCUUAUGCUGGUGCUUUGGAUUGUGCAUUGAAAACAGUUCAUGCUAAGGGUCCUAUGGCUCUUUACAAAGGGUUUAUACCUACGAUUUCGAGGCAGGGUCCUUUCACUGUUGUUCUGUUUGUUACUCUGGAGCAGGUUCGCAAGUUGUUGCAGGAUUUCUGA
This is a messenger RNA of Lathyrus sativus (Indian pea), 588 nucleotides long. The record is from the annotation of a GenBank genome assembly. NCBI's taxonomy places the organism in Eukaryota, Viridiplantae, Streptophyta, Magnoliopsida, Fabales, Fabaceae.